AGCGCUGCCGGCCGCUCCGAGAGCGUUGGGUCGCCCGAAGCGCCGCGCGUCCCCGCGGGCCGGGGGGUUGGGGGGGUACGGAGCUGCCUCGGAGGGAGAGGAUGGACAGCGAGGUGCAGAGGGACGGCCGCAUCCUGGAUCUGAUCGAUGACGCGUGGCGGGAGGACAAACUGCCGUACGAGGACGUGGCCAUCCCGCUGAAUGAGCUCCCUGAACCAGAGCAAGACAAUGGAGGUACAACGGAGUCUGUGAAAGAGCAAGAAAUGAAGUGGACAGAUUUGUCUCUGCAGUAUCUCCAUGAAAACGUCCCUCCCACGGGAAACUAAUGAAUCCAGGGGACUUCCUGUAAAAUUAUGUCUUCUGUUAACUUAUUCUUUAGUCAGUACCAGUUCUGUUCUUAAAUGUUUUCUACACGUGAUAAAAAUGUACUUUUCACUA
Phasianus colchicus (ring-necked pheasant) is the source of this 438-nucleotide messenger RNA. RefSeq names its product anaphase promoting complex subunit 13 (gene ANAPC13). Gene Ontology annotation, cellular component: anaphase-promoting complex. The record is from RefSeq and is a predicted model, not a curated record. NCBI's taxonomy places the organism in Eukaryota, Metazoa, Chordata, Aves, Galliformes, Phasianidae. Gene Ontology annotation, biological process: protein K11-linked ubiquitination.